GGACUAUGCGUUUACUUCUUCUCUUCUCGUCAUCGAUUUGACGAACCCUAAUAAAUUCCCUCCAGCCCGCAAUUUCAAUCGCGAGGCGAGCAAAUCGAUUCUUUGAAGAAAUGGGUGAUGCGGAGGAGGACUUCACGUUUUGCCAGGUAGUUUCACAGGUUGAUGAUGAGUCAUUGCAAUUGCCUGAAAGCAUACCCAAUAUCAACAGCAUUUCUCUUAAAGAUGAUCGGAUCAGUGGCAGUACUGAGCAGAACGUUGAUAAUUCAAUUACAGAUUGCAUGUCAGGAGGCAGUGAUUCAAUGAAAGAUGCACCAUCUGGUGGUUCUACAUCUGAUAACCAGAGUGAUAUGCAGCAACUGAAUUUCACAUCUAAUGGGUUACCGCCAAAAAAAGUAGGAGAAGCUGAAAAUUCAUUAAAUGGGACACUCGAGCAGAAGCUUGCAGCCAAAAAACCCAUCAUUAGGGCCAAAGUUCCGUUUGAGAAAGGUUAUAGUCAAAUGGACUGGUUAAAGCUUACACGUACAGAACCGGAUCUUGCAGGGCUGAAGGGACAAACUAAUAGACGGCGCAUCUCAAUUGAUGAAGUUAGGCAACAUAAGGCAGACGGUUCAAUCUGGACAGUUUUGAAGGGUCGUGUAUACAAUAUAUCCCCUUACAUGAAGUUCCAUCCAGGAGGUGUUGAUAUGCUAAUGAAGGCAGCCGGGAAAGACUGCACAUCUUUAUUCAAUAAAUAUCACGCGUGGGUGAAUGCUGAAUUCCUGUUGGAGAAGUGCCUUGUCGGAGUACUGGAUGAUAGCUGAUCAAAAGAUUUAAGUUACUAGUGAAUACACGGCAUGACGUCGGUGAUAUAUAUAGUGCAGACAAGAAAAAGAGUGUGCUUUUGCGCACCCUCCUCAUUUGGAGCCCCUUCCAAGAUUUUACUAUUAAUUGUACCAUUCUAUUACAUUUUUAGAUUUUCUCAAGAAAGAAUUGUAAGGAAGUGUUGUAUUGGAAAUUGCUACCAUCUGUGACAAUGAGAAUGGUGGCUGAACAUUUUGUUUAACAUUAUUACCAUAUUCUUAAUCUUGGAGUUUCUUACAGUUAA
Molecule: messenger RNA, 1084 nt
Organism: Dioscorea cayenensis subsp. rotundata (Guinea yam)
Lineage: Eukaryota; Viridiplantae; Streptophyta; Magnoliopsida; Dioscoreales; Dioscoreaceae
Product: cytochrome b5 domain-containing protein RLF
Exons: 6
Coding region: 111-800 (229 amino acids)
Molecular function (GO): heme binding
Source: RefSeq, a predicted model, not a curated record